GAGAGAGAGAGUCAGUGUGUGUGUUAGAGAGAGAGAGAGAGAAAGAGAGAGAGAGAGAGAGAGAGAGAGAGAGAGAGAAUGAAUUUGUGAAGCGCAUUAACUCGGAUCAGGAUCAGAUGGAGGAGCGAGUCUCAGCGCAGCUCCUUCAGACCCUCCACAUUUCCGGCGCCACUCCGUGACCGCGCUCCAGCGCAACUCCACUCAGCGCGAGCGGUAAGAGAUCUGCUUUUAAUUCCUUCAAAGUUCCCAUCUGACGCAAACCCAUCCAUCCACAGCUCUGUCUUCAGCUGGAACCUGCGGCUGAACACCGCGUCCCUGUUGCGUUCCUCAGCGGUAAGUUUGAGCGGCGCGUCUGCGGGAACAACGCGUCGGAAACGGCGCUGAACGUGGAGCUGAAACUGUCCUGAAGCCGCGCGCAGAGAAGACAACAGCCCAGGCUCUCCUCACUGCAGUUGCUCGCAGUUUGCUCUGGCGUACUAAGCCAGGCCUUUCUGGUAUGCGAUGAUCGGAUUAACACUGUCAGAGUGUUGCUUUUUGGAGACACAGCAGUAGCACCUCACACAUUUUACCUUGUCUUCAGGACUCAAUCUGGACCGUUGGAAUCAGAGAUCAUCAGUAUUGUGUGUGGAUAUAUUUUAGUAGCCCAUGAUUGCAUUUCUAGGCGUGGUUGUUUCAUAACCUUAGACCUUGACCUGGCAAACAAGGACCUGGUAACUUGUUUAUGGGCCUACUGAAGCCUUUUUUGUUAAUGACAAUCAAGGAUCCCAUUGGGGUUGACUGACGCACCUUUCACAUUCUUUUGUGCUUUUGAUCUUCUCCGGACCCUUCUCACAUGGACCCUUCCAUGGCAGCGAGACGGUGCUGUGUGAUUUUCCACUAACCCGUUCAUCGGUAGAGUGUUUAAGCGGGAACGGGGUGGGAGGAGGAUGCAGGCCGGGCUGCGGGUGCUGUGCACCGGUGGAGGCGCUUCUCUCUGCUGCCUGCUCCUGCUGGGGCUCAUCUACACACACCUCCUUAAAGAGGGUCAGUUGGCGGUGGGCACGUGUGAGAUUGUGAUGUUAAACAGAGACAGCAGUCAGCCCAAGCGCACCAUCGCCAGACAGACGGCCCGCUGUGCCUGUCGGAGAGGCCAGAUCGCAGGCACCACCCGGGCACGACCAGCAUGUGUGGACGCACGGAUAGUGAAAAGCAGGCAGUGGUGUGAGAUGACCCCGUGCUCAGAGGGAGAAAUCUGCGGCCUGCUGUUCAAUCACUCUGGCUGGACCUGCACCAAGGGAGGCGGACGAAUAAAAACCGUCACGCCACUGCCCAAGGAGCCAUCUUAAAGGAUAUCAGCUCAGAGGAGGUCUAUUGACAUUCACGUGAACAUUGCAGACCAGAAGACAUUCAUCAGACCAGCACAUCUUGUCCAUCCUCGCACCCCGGAGCUAAAACAAGACCCCCCACCACCACCACCAACAACAACAAUAACCACCACCAACAACCACCCACCAGUCUCUUCCACCUCCUCGAUUCUUACAGGAGCCUGACUCUUUGGACAUGAACAGUCAAGCACCUCCAGGAGGACAUUCAGUGUUCUCCUUGCCAGUUUAUGAUGAGAUCAUUGUAAAACCCAUCCAUCUGAGAUUCGGCAAAAGAAGCACAUUGCUUCAUGUAUCUGAACAUGCAGAACAAGCGUGUAGGAGUAUAAUACAGUCCUGUUUGGGAUGUUGGAUGCUUCACCGACCGCUCUUGAUGACUAACUUCAGACUCUUUCUCCACCCCAGAGACGAUCCUGUCUUAAAGACGGGAAGUGUUUUGUGUUUUGGACAUCAAGUGUAUCUCGUAAAGUAAACCACAAGAAUGAAAUAGGAUGAAAUAUCAUCAAGCAGCUGAGGCGACUCAUUCCUUCGCCGUGUAGACUUCUUGACCUCUUUCCCCUGUUAAUGAAAACAGGAAGUCUUUGAUCGUGUUGAUCUUACUGUCUGGUAUUUUCAAGUGUAAAAGACUUUCCAGCUGCAUCCUGCUUUCUUGCGUCCCUUCACUCUUUGCUUUCAAGGGUCUGUCUACAUAGGAUCGGGUAUAUUCUUUUGACGAACGCGCCAUUUUGCCUGUGUGGCAACCUGCAAUGACACGUGAGAUGAAUCCUUUGAGCUAGCUAGGAUAAUAAAGGAUGUGUAUGUGUGCAUGCGUGCAUCGCAGGGCCACGUGUGCCGACGGGGGUCAGAUCGCAUAAGUGUUCUGUUGUUUGAACAUCCAUCAUGUAGAUUUCUAUGCUUCCAGUGUCCAAGGAGCGAGAAACAUGUUUGCCUCUUAUUUCUCUUAGCUUAUUGUUCAUUUUGGUGGCCUGGAAAAAUGAAAAGCCACACCAGAGAGUGUUUAUGUUUAAAAGGAAGUUACAUGACGGACAUAAGGAUUGUACGCAGCAGGGUCUAGCAAGCAUAGAAAAACAGGCGGGAAAGAAAAUGGCCACUUUCAGUGAACAGUAGGUUAGUAAUUUAUCAGUCUGGAGGGGUAGGCAGAGCUCCCUCGGUUGUGAAUUUUAAUGGUGUUUUAUGGAUCCUAAUAAAGUCUGUUAUGCUUCUGGCAAAUAUGCAGAGCACAACAUCCCUCGCUUCCAAUUACUGAGAAACUCAAGGAGAGUCUUCAGCCAUUCAUCAUGCUGUACUGUUACCAGAAAUGGAGAAAAUCUUUGUCUUUCUCUCUCUCUCUCUCUCUCAUCUCUUUUUCCGUCUAUGGUCUUUAUGUCCAGAUACCCGAGAGAUGUGACAAGUGAGUCUGUUCUCACAAGAGCAUUUAAAACUGAGCAAAACCACAAGCACUUUUGUGAAGGAGGACAGAAUACUGCAAAGAUAAAAAUGCGAUUUUACAUGUAAAUAUAUUUAAAUCAUAGCCAAA
Molecule: messenger RNA, 2877 nt
Organism: Ictalurus furcatus (blue catfish)
Lineage: Eukaryota; Metazoa; Chordata; Actinopteri; Siluriformes; Ictaluridae
Gene: tafa5l
Product: TAFA chemokine like family member 5, like
Exons: 6
Coding region: 927-1325 (132 amino acids)
Source: RefSeq, a predicted model, not a curated record